Molecule: messenger RNA, 5163 nt
Organism: Thermothelomyces thermophilus ATCC 42464
Lineage: Eukaryota; Fungi; Ascomycota; Sordariomycetes; Sordariales; Chaetomiaceae
Exons: 2
Coding region: 657-4919 (1420 amino acids)
Biological process (GO): transmembrane transport
Cellular component (GO): membrane; fungal-type vacuole
Molecular function (GO): ATP binding; ABC-type peptide transporter activity; ATP hydrolysis activity
Source: RefSeq, a predicted model, not a curated record
UUUCUCUCUCUUUGUCUUUUUUCUUUUUCUUUUUCUUUUGGCAACUGGCACCCAGGCGCCGGCCGGUUCAACCAUCACAAUAAGCCCAUCGCCUCAUGGCUGCCAUCUCUCCUGUUCCCGGAUGGCGGGAUACGUUAUGGCCCUGUUAUAGCUGCUGCAGGAAGAUCUGGAUACCUUCCCUCGGACAGUUUAAUCCACAAUGUUUGGGCGUAAUUGGCCACAUCCCUCUUUGGGCUGCUGUCCUGACGGUGACGUUUCGCUACGGGCUCCGCCCUGCGUGGUCCGCCUACCGACCCAUCUGGCUGCGCAGGUUCGCAGCUGAGAAACAUGUGCUGCCGUCCAGCGUGCCGGACCAGGAGUCUGGCACAAGCGGUUCCUUCCGCAAAUCCUGGACCGCUUGGAAUGGGGCUCUUCUGUUUCUGAAUCUUGCUGCCGCGUUUCUGGGCGUCGGUGGCGCUUUGGCCUGGCCAGAGCAUGCUCACUUAUCGCUGAUCCCCGUUGUCCCUAGCGUGAGUUUGCCCGUAUCAGAGCAAAUCUCCCCGGCCGCGCUGAUCCUGGUUGUACAGAUCAUGUCGGUUAUCGUGCUCGCAGUUGAGCGUCCCAGAACCACCCCGGGAUCUGUCUUCAUCAUCAACGGUAUUCUUCUCCUCGCUAUGAUGGCGAUCUUGGCGCUGGUGCCCGGUGCAUUCCCCGCUGUCUGGCUCCGCACCCUGGCAUGGAUAGCCGGCGUUGGCCUGCCCCUGGCCUCCGUUGUGGUGAUGCUCAACAUGCCCCUGAGAGACCCACUGCUGGAUAGCACCGGAAUCGGAAAGCCGUUCGCUGAGCCCACUGCCGCCCUCCGAAGCCCCGAGGACAUCAUCACCUUGUGGCAGUGGAUGACAGUGUCGUGGAUGGGACCUCUCAUUAAGAUUGGCUACCAAAGACAGCUCGAGGAAGAAGACAUCUGGUCCCUUCCGUAUGAGUAUCAGCACAGUAGACUUCAUAUCCUCUUCCGAGAACUUCCAGGCACCGUCUUGGCUAGGCUGCUCAAGGCCAACGGUCUGGAUCUCGUCAUAACUACAGCCCUUGGCAUCCUCCAAACUUUUCUCGAGUCAGCGGAGCCCGUCCUGCUCAAGCAGCUGCUAGCGGCGUUGACCGCUACUGAGCCAAAUGUUCGCGCCGCUACGGUGUACGCCGGGAUCACCCUGUUGUCGAGGUUGAUCAAGAUGCAACUGGGCGUGUUCAACCUUUGGUAUAGUCGACACACCUAUGAAAGGGCACGGGGCGUGCUCAUUACCAUGAUCCACGAGAAAACGCUAAGGAGGAAGGCCUACACGUUUCCCAGCAGCCACGAGCUUCCUCCGAGCCAGGCUGGGGAGCAGCAACAAGAGCCCUUCUCUCCCACACCCGGCAUUUCCACCUCGACGACCCUCACGGACGAAGAGGCUAGCAUCAACGACAAUGACGGCGGCGACGGGCGCUCCACCAGCUCACAAACUUCCAAGUUCCAAAAACUCAAAUCCUUCGUCCAUCACGGCUACACCAAGCUCAAACCGCGGCAUCCACCUCCAAAGCCUGACCCCGCCACCUUCACUCCGGCCUCAACGGGCAAAGUUCUUAACCUCCUCCGGAACGACGCGUAUGAGAUUGCCCAACGCUUCUGGGACGCUCCCUCCAUCACCACCACGCCUCUCAGCCUGAUCUUUUCGCUCAUUCUCAUUUGGCGCAUUCUUGGCCCCGCCUGCCUCAUCGGACUUUUGGUCCUACUCGCCGGCAUGGCCGCCAAUGUCUUCCUCAUGCGUCUCUUGCUCGGCAUUGAGCGCGUCCGCCGCGAGCUCACCGACACCAAACUGCAGCGCACCAGCCAGUUCGUCGAGGCUAUCCGCCACCUGCGUUGGUACGACUGGCAAGGCGCCUGGCUCGACACCAUCAUGGCCAGCCGCCGGGAUGAGCUGCGCAAGAGGGUCCACAGCAGCGUCGUCCUCAAGGCCAUUGCCCUCGUCAACACACUGGCGGCCUACCUGUUCCCCGUCGCCGGCUUCUGGGCAUUCACCGUUGUCAGCGGGCGGCGGCUGACCGUAGACGUUGCGUUCCCGGCGCUUGACUUGUUCACCAUGUUGCAGACGAGCUUGAGGGAGCUGCCGGACUUGAUAACGAUCCUUUUGAGCAGCCGUGUCGCUCUGGGCAGGGUAGAGGCGUUUAUGCGGGAGCCGGAAAAGGAGGAUUUGGUGAUGGAUGGGGAUGGCGUCGGGAACGGUGCGGUAGGAGAGGCGAUGGUGGGCCCGCCGGAGGGAGAGCCCGAGAUCGUACUGACGGACGCCUCUUUCUCGUGGCCUGGAUCUGCGAAGAAGGUGCUGAGGGAUGUGUCCGUCACCUGCGGGCCGGGCUUGACGGUGGUCUGCGGCAAGGUUGGGAUCGGCAAGACGGCGCUGCUGCAGGCGAUGCUGGGAGAGCUGGACCAGCACGGCGGCGAGCGGACCGUGCCGGCCGAGAUGAUCGGGUACUGCGCCCAGACGCCCUGGCUUGAGAGCAUGAGCAUUCGACAGAACAUUCUCCUCUCGGCGGUCUACGACAAGGCCCGGUUCGAGCAGGUCAUCGAUGCGUGCUGUCUGCGGGACGACCUCAAUAUGUUCCGAAGCAAGGAUCUCACUCUGAUUGGGGAGAACGGCGUCGGGCUGUCGGGAGGUCAGCGGGCGCGCGUGGCACUGGCCAGGGCCAUUUACAGCCAGGCGCGCAUCUUGUUGCUCGACGACCCCAUCGCGGCCUUGGAUCACCAUACGGCUAGCGCCAUCGUGCGGAACCUCUUUGGGUCGAAGAAUUCGUCUCUUACGGCCGGCCGGCUCGUCAUUUUUGUCACCCAUCGAGUGGACAUCAUCAUGCCAUAUGCAGACGAGGUCAUUGAGGUUGGCCGGGGAGGCCGGGUGCAUACUUUCGACAAGGAGGAACUGCGAAAGCACGGGGAGGAGCUGGAGUACCUGGCCGAGCUUGCCAAUGCUGCGGCUGCCCCCGGUAACGACAGUGCGGCGGCUUGCGAGGAAGAGGAGCCGAUUCCGGACAAGUUUAUCGAGGACGAGCGGCGUGUACAAGGAGGCGUCAUGGCCUCGGUGUAUUGGCAGUAUGUCAAGGCUGGGAAGCUCCGCUGGUGGGCCACCAUGAUCGGCUUCUUUGCCUUGUUUCGCUUCUUUGCAGUGGCAUACAACUGGUUUCUCAAGGAAUGGGGCGAGCAGUACCAGAAAACGUCCCUUGGGUCCAUCUACAGCAUCGAAGUUGCUGGUCUCGGGAGCGACGUGGAGAGCUUGGGAGUGCAUAACCUCGCUCAAACCCUCAACAAAUCGUCGGCGAGCCACUGGCUCGAGUUUGGACGUUGGCUGCCACCACCCGGCGAAGAUGUCCGCCCGUGGCUCCUUGGGUUCCUUGUCCUGUCUCUAGCUCAGGUGCUGGUCCAGACUUGCUCGGACGCGGCACUUGUAGUCAUUGUCUACAAGGCCGGCAAGAAUCUGUUUGAAAGGGCCAUGGGACGAGUGGCCAACGCUACCUUCCGCUUCUACGACGUCACGCCAGUCGGUCGGCUGAUGAACAGGCUAACAUCGGACAUGGGAACCGUCGACGGACAGAUCGCACAGCAGCUGGUCAUGGUGGCCUGGUACUCGGUCGCCUGGCUGUCCUCGAUGAUCGUUAUAGCCGGGGCGACGCCGACCUUUUUGGUUAUGAGCGGCGCCAUGACCGUCACGUUUGUUAUGAUCUUCAACCGCUUCCUACCGGCUUCCCAGUCCCUCCGCCGGCUGGAGACAGUGUAUCUGUCACCGCUGUUCUCCAACUUUGGCACCCUUGUCGAAGGACUGACCACCGUGCGUGCCUUCCGGUCCGAGCCGCACUUUCAGAACCGCAUCAUUACGAACGCAGAUGCCUUUCAGAAGAUGGACCACAUGUACUGGUGCCUUCAGACAUGGCUACAGUUCCGCUUCGACCUGCUGUCGGCAGUCAGCUCCUUCACCUUGGCCUUGACGGCCAUCCUCUCAGGUCUCUCGAGUGGGACCGUCGGCUUUGUGCUGGCCUCAGCCUCUAGCUUUGUCCAAUCCACCCACCAGCUCUGCCGUCGCUACGGCGAGAUGCAAAUGCAGUUCGUCAGUGUCGAGCGCGUCGUGGAGCUCCUCGACCUCGACCAGGAACCACAAGGGCCUGUGAAGCCGCCGGCCUCGUGGCCGCACUACGGCGACGACAUCGUGUUCGACAACGUCACCCUCCGCUACGCGCCCACUCUGAACCCCGUGCUCAAGAACCUUACCUUUACAAUCCCCGGGGGCGCAAACGUAGCCGUGACGGGGCGUACCGGCUCCGGAAAGAGCACGCUCGCGCUCAGCCUGCUCGGCACACUUCACGCCGACGCAGAAACGGGCGGCAGCAUCCGCAUUGGCGCGAUCGACCUCGCAACCGUCGAUAAGCACGCCCUCCGUCACAACAUCACCUUUGUCGCGCAGGACCCGGUGCUGUUCCCGGGCACGCUGCGCGACAACCUUGACCCGCUGGGGGAGAGCGACGAGGCAGAGAGAGCUGACGUGCUCCGCCGCGUGCUAGGGGGUCCAUGCGGGUCGGAAAGCAACAGCGGCAGCUUCACGCUCGACAGCCGCGUCGACGGCGGCGGCAAGAACCUAUCGCAGGGCCAGCGGCAACUGAUUGGGUUGGGCCGUGCGAUCCUUCGGCGGAGCCCUGUCGUCAUCAUGGACGAGGCGACGGCGUCCAUCGACGGCGAGACGGCAGCGUAUAUACAGCAGCUACUGCGGGAGGAGCUCAAGCAUAGCACAGUAAUCACGAUUGCGCACAAGGCGGAGGCGGUGAAGGACUGCGAUUUUGAGAUCGUCUUGGACCAGGGGCAGGUCUUGAGGGCUGGGCCGAGAGGCUCAAGGUUGUUGCAGCAGCAGCAGCAGCAGCGGGUCGCAUGAGGUUGCACGUGGUUAUGGCUUUUCAAAAUGGGAAUGGUUGUUUUCUGGCAAAGUAGCGGUUCAAGAGUAGGCAUAGACAACAAGGGCGUUAUUAAUACGCAAGGGUAUUUGGGCAGCGUUACUUCGUACAUACAACAAGAGAACUUUUGAUUGAAUUUGAAUCGAGUGUAUAAUUUACUUAACUCUUAAUUUUAUCCGUAGCUUGGCGGGAAAGGGUAAGAUGAAGUGUGCUGAUGACUAAACG